This is a messenger RNA of Coregonus clupeaformis (lake whitefish), 3963 nucleotides long. Its product is annotated as serine incorporator 5-like. Bases 345 to 1730 code for a protein of 461 amino acids. Gene Ontology annotation, cellular component: membrane. NCBI's taxonomy places the organism in Eukaryota, Metazoa, Chordata, Actinopteri, Salmoniformes, Salmonidae. The record is from RefSeq and is a predicted model, not a curated record. The transcript has 12 exons.
AUAUUAACUGUUUAUAACGCUUCAUAUAUUGAUGUAUUACACAGUAGCUCUACUAUGGCAUCUUACUCGCUUUGAGUCACGCUCCAGUGGCAUUUUGUCUGUGCGAUGAGCACCUGCCUGUAGAAAGUAACGCCAUCACGGUAAAAACAGUUGGAGGAGAGAGGGGGAUAGAAAGAGAGAGAGCAAGGGAGAGAGAGAGAGACGGGGAAGAACAGAUCGGUUGGAUAUGGACACUACACGUACUGCAGUCGCUCUGAGUAGAAUUCUAUGCUAGAACGUCCGUCUGUCCCGAACUGGAAAAGUGUGCUGAAUUCUGAAAGGGCAUUUUUGACAACUAUAACAACAUGUUUAGACCUACUCCGUGCUGUAUAGGGCAGCUGGCGUGCUGCUGUGGCUCGGCAGCCUGCUCCUGUUGCUGUGGCUGCUGUCCUAAGAUCAAGCAGUCCACAUCAACACGCUUCAUGUAUGUCCUCUACUUCCUCCUGGUCACCAUUGUCUGUGUCGUCAUGAUGUCACCUACUGUGGAGCAGGAGAUGAGGGACCAUAUCCCAUUCUACAGUGACCUGUGUGAGAAGCUGAAGGCUGGUGAGAACUGCUCUACCUUGGUAGGUUACUCUGCUGUGUACAAGGUCUGCUUCGGCAUGGCCUGCUUCUUCUUCUUCUUCUGUAUCUUCACCCUACGAGUCAACUCUGCCACCGGCUGCCGCGCCGCCAUACACAACGGGUUUUGGUUCCUGAAGUUCAUUGCGUUGUUGGCCUGCUGUGUUGGAGGAUUCUUCCUGCCACAGCAGGACACCUUUCUGGAAGUGUGGAGGUAUGUUGGAGCUGUAGGAGGGUUCAUCUUCCUGCUGAUCCAGCUCAUGCUGCUGGUGGAAUUUGCUCACAGAUGGAACACUAACUGGAGUUCAGGUGUGAACAACAACCGUCUGUGGUAUGGAGCGCUGGCCAUGGUCACCUUGGUGCUGUUCAGUGUGGCAGUAGGAGCUGUGGUGUUCAUGGCUCUGUUCUACACACACUCUCAGGCUUGUCUGCUCAACAAGGUGUUCCUGGGGGUCAACGGCAGCCUCUGUCUCAUAGUCACCCUGCUGGCUAUAUCGCCCUUCAUACAGAGAAUCCAGCCUAAGUCAGGCCUGCUCCAGCCAGGAGUGAUCAGUGUGUACGUCAUGUACCUCACCUUCUCAGCCUUCUCCAGCAAGCCCAAAGAGAUGUUGGAGGUUAAUGGGGUGAAUACGACAGUGUGUGUGUUCCCCUUCAACUCUGGAUCAGAGAGCGACAAGAGGAUUGUAUCAAUAGUGGGAACUGUCAUCAUGUUCGGCUGUGUGCUCUACUCCUGUUUGACGUCCACCACCAGACGAAGCUCUGCAGCACUGCGCGUUUGUAGGAACAGCAUGCCUGAGACUGAGAGAGCUCGCUGCUGUUUCUGCUUUGGAGAUGACACAGAUGACUAUGAUGAGGAGAAGACUGCAGGAGGCCAAAACGUUCUGUAUGAUGAGAGAGAGAAAACCAUCUACAGCUACGCCUACUUCCACUUUGUCUUCUUCCUGGGUUCACUGUAUGUCAUGAUGACCGUCACCAACUGGUUCCACUAUGAAAACCAUAAGAUAGAUAAGCUGCUGGAUGGCAACUGGUCAGUGUUCUGGAUCAAGAUGGCGUCCUGCUGGGUCUGUCUCAUCCUCUACAUGUGGACCCUGGUCGCGCCCAUGGUCUGCCCCAAACGCUUCGAGGCCUAACACACUGAAACACAGCGAAAGACCUUCAGCUUUCUACAUGGGUUUUUUGUGUUGCUUUUAGUGUUUUUUAUUUCCUUAUUUUUUCUUUUUUUUAACCAGUUAUACAUAGUUGAUAUGGUUAAGCUAUUGUUGCCUUGUUACAUGGAGUUUUUUGUUACAUGCAGGGUUGGAAUCACAAACUGACUCUUCGGGGUGCCUAAAACAAUGGGCUGGACCAAUGCUUAUACAGUCAUUUAUGUGGCUUCACAUGGUCAUAGUGGUGCCCUGAUUCUGUUAUGGGAGUGCCUGCCCAGCAUCCCUCAGCACCAAUGUCAUUUGAACCCUGUUUACAUGUUUGCUUACAUUUGUGAUUUUUACGCGUGCGACGCAUCUCUGUUUUCCCAUGAUGGACCCAGACCUCCAUAUUGUUCUGUUAUUCCCAUGAAGAGAAGUUCCAUUUCUCAGGCUCACAUAUCAGCUGGAAGUGUCUUGCUUGCUUGUUAUUGUGCCCUUUUGUAGAAGAGGUUUUCUAUGCAAUUAAUCCAAAUGUUUUGAUUUGAUUUGCCUGUCUUUAGGUCACAUGGUCAUGUGAAACAUUUUAAUUAGGAGUAGAUAGGAUGGAUUAUGUCAGCACUCCUUUAGAGACACAACAUUUGUACACACUUUUCUUGUGGUGUUGUGUUUUCCAAAUAAGCCUGUCUGACUAGCAGAGAGGACUGUGGGACCAGAGGCACUACUAAUGACGGGAAGGAGGCGGAGAGGCAAUCAUGGAGGGAAGAUCAACAGUUUGAUUUCAAACAUUUGCCAAAGGUAGAUCUCAGAAACAAAGAAUGGACAUGCUAAAGUUCUUCACAAGAGUAACCUCUAGAACUACCACAAACCUCUGAUCCUAAACCAACCCCUUGCCCCUAGCAACUUGCUUGGUGUGCUCUCUGAUGAAGGGUCACUUUCAGAGACCCUUUCAGGACUGUGAAAACAAGGGGAUAGGGUUCAAAAUGGACCGGGAACUUAGUGUGUAGUAUAGGUUACUUAACACUCGUUGUUGAUGUUACUGACUGAACAAACCCAGAUCAAGACAUGACUGACAGAGAGCAAAAAAACAUUAUCCAGAAAUCCACAUUAUUCUGUUGUCAUACUUACAACCCUACAGUAUAUAACCCUUUUGAUACUAAUAUUAUAUGUGUACACUUCGGUUUAAUAUAAUGAUAUUUGAUAUUUGUUGAAGAAAAACAACUGGAAAAUUGUAAUAUUUAAGAUUGAGUCUUUCUCCUUCAAUUGCUGAAUAGAAUAAUCACAUAACCCUAUGAGCCAGCAGUUUGAUGAGUUUGUUCAUGCAUAUUUAUACCAUAAUAAAGUACCCACUGUGACUUUAAUUUCUUCACCUCAGCCAUUGUUGUGAAGGGGUUAAACCCAUCUGGAAGGGUAGGAUGUGAACAAUAGGGUUGGGAUCAAUCCAUUAUCCAUUCAGUAAUGUCAUGGAGUGAAUCGGAAAUUCAAUUAAACAAUUAAAAGCUGUCAUAUAUUUCAAAAAUAGAUUUGUGAAAUAGAAUUUCACUUGAAUUGACUGUAUGAUGCUGAAUUGACUGGAACGCCUGGUGUAAAACAUGUGUUGACUAAUCAGUUACUGUAAAUGUUUGCUAUUAGCAGAUAGUGUCCACAUGUCAUUUCAGACAAGUUGUUGUUUGUCCUGGUUCCUGUGAAUGAGCCAGGUAGACGUGACAUGGUGUUCUACAGCUCAGCUCUACACAAUCAGGUCAAGCUCAUGUUAAACCGUUAGGGAUCAAAACCAUCUGAUUAGGCUGUAUGCUGCCAUACCUGAUCUGUUGAUGUCCCUUUCUGUUCUCCACUGUUAAGAUGACCACUAGGUGUGUACACAGGAGUGUGAGUGUUUGUUUCAUAUAUUUGCACAGGAGCACUUGCGUUAGUGAGUUUUGGUCUGUGCAGAACAUUUUGUGUGUGUAUGUGUGCGUGCAUGUGUCUCCAAACACACUCUGCUCACACUAAGGGCUCUAUUCAAUCCAUAUCGCGGAAGUUCAGUGUUACAGCGUGAUUUAAAUUAAAAAGCAGUGUUCCCACGUUAACGGAGACUGCAUUCACAGUAAACGCUGCAUAUUUCAGCUCAAUGGGAAAUUACCUUUACAUUUCUAUCGCGCAGUCUGUAACACUUCAGUGAUACAGAUUGAAUACAGCCCUAAUUCUCUGUACACAGUUAGAUUUAGUCCUAAACAAAAAAUAAAACAUGAACAGCCUGUGA